Molecule: messenger RNA, 3442 nt
Organism: Bufo gargarizans (Asiatic toad)
Lineage: Eukaryota; Metazoa; Chordata; Amphibia; Anura; Bufonidae
Gene: ZNF574
Product: zinc finger protein 574
Exons: 2
Coding region: 112-2856 (914 amino acids)
Biological process (GO): regulation of transcription by RNA polymerase II
Molecular function (GO): DNA-binding transcription factor activity; RNA polymerase II cis-regulatory region sequence-specific DNA binding
Source: RefSeq, a predicted model, not a curated record
AGCCAAUCAGAUGACAGGAUGCUGGGAGGUGCCCGGAGAGACGGCUGCUGAGGAGGAGGGGACGUCGGUCCUCAGUGUCAAUCGUACAAGAAGGAAACGCUUUCUGCAGUUAUGGCGGAGGACGUCCAGGCUCCUGUCGUCUACCAGCACCAGUACAUGUGCUCAGAAUGUGGUCUACUAUUCAACGCCCUGGAAGAUGUAUUGCUUCAUCAGCAGAACCAUGUUGGAGGUGGGAUCCAAGCGACAGUCUCCCAAGAUGUUUCCCUGCAAUUGGGCGAGCUGCAAGGCUUAGUCCAUGAAAGCCAGUACCAGUGUUUAGAGUACGGACAAGUCCUGCUGACCCCGGACGAGCUGCUUCAUCACCAGGAGAUGCACAUGCGGGAGUUUCCCCAGGCUCCUGCUUCUCCAUCAUCAGCCAACGGCCAGAUACAUUACCAGUGCUCUGAAUGUAAAGAACUCUUCACUUCUCCUGAACUGUGGCUUUCUCACCGCCAGAAACACGAGAAGCAAGACCACCAACCUCAACAAAGUGUCGUCCUUCAGACCGGAUCCGGUCUCCAAGCUGUGCUCAGCGUGCAAAAUGUUCUCGUAGAUGAAAGGGCUUUGAAUGGUUGGGGAGUGGAAAUGGCUUCUUCGGAAGAUGCUGCAGAAUCUGUGCCAAGGACGUGCCCAUCUGCGUCAUCUGAAAAGCUGCCUGUACAGGGAGAGGUGAUCCAACUUCCAGAGGUGCAUUCGUACGAGUGCUCAGAGUGCAGCCAGGUGUUUAACACACCCGAGGAAUUUCUUGAGCACCAAGGUCGGCACUUCAGGGAAUCUGAAAAAGAAAGUUCAGCAUCUCCGCGGUAUGGAAGCACCGAUAACGCUGCUCUAUUCCCCGGUAUUCUAGAGAAGCUGCGCAAGGAUUGGAUGAUAGAAGAAAGAGAGGAGCUGAUUAGAGAGAGGUUUGGGGUAGUACAAAGGGUGUACCAGUGUCAGGAGUGCAAGAAGGAGUGUGGCACUAGUGAGGAACUGCGGCGGCAUCGCAAAGAGCACCAGAAUGAAGAAUACCCAUGCCCGGACUGUGACCGUCUCUUCACCUCUGCCAGCAGACUGCAGUCUCACCGUCGCGUGCAUGUGGAAGGCACCUUACAGUGUCCAAACUGCUACAAGGUAUUUAAAAAAGAGGCCUCGCUGGAGCAGCACAUGCGAGUGCACCGGGGGGAGGCGUUAUUCCUGUGCGUGGAUUGUGGCGUGGGCUUUGGCACAGAAAUCACAUUGGUCUUGCAUCGGAAAAGCCACACGGCGGAUCCUUUACAUCGCUGCCACUGUGGAAAAACGUUUAGUAAUAUGACAAAGUUCUUGUACCACAGAAGGACCCAUGCUGGUAAAAGUGGCACCCGUGUUCCUAGACCAGACAGGCCCAACAUCUUGGGCAGGGAGAAACCUGUAGGUCUGGGACAUUUUGCACAAAUUCCGGCAGUGCCGACUGCAGUGAUGUUACCAGUUCCAGAGGUGUCUCUUGUGGAUGUACAGAAUAGCAGAGACGAUGCAGAGAACGUACAAUCCAAAGAAAAUGGAUUAGCUACCCACAUUUCAUCGGAAGAACCAAAGACCACGCCAGAGUGUGAGCCUGAGAGCUUCAGGUGCCCUCAGUGCAGCAAGGAGUUCUCCACCCGUCUGAAAAUGGUGCAACACAGACGAGCCGUCCAUGUUACAGAGAGGAAGCACAAAUGUACCGUGUGCGGGAAACACUUUAAGAAACAGGUGCACUUGCGGAACCAUAUGCGCACGCACACUGGCGAACGCCCCUUCCAGUGUUCAGCUUGUGGCAAGGCCUUUGGAACCCACACCAAUCUGACACGGCACCACCUCACCCACACUGGAGAAAAGCCAUAUAAGUGCGAGGUGUGCAGCCGCAGGUUCACACAGAAUUCCAAUCUGCAGCAGCAUCGAGUCUUGCACACUGGUUCUCGGCCGUUCUCCUGUAAUGUCUGCGGCCUAAAGUUUAACAGAGCUUCCAAUCUGACGUUGCAUCAGAUCAAGCACACGGGUGUCCUCCCUUACAAGUGUCCAGACUGUGAUCAGACGUUCCUGCGGAAAAAGUUAAUGCAGUUACAUCAGCUCGAGCACCAGGGUAAAGCCCUCAUCCACUGCAAGGACUGUGGAGCAGUGUUCACGGACGAGUCGCUGCUCUCCCGACACCAGUGUCGCAGCAAAAGCUCGAGUCAGCAUAUAUGUCCUACCUGUAAUAAAAUACUGAAUUCAGAAAGUAGCCUAUAUCUUCAUCUCCUCCUGCACACUGGCCAGCGCCCCUUUAAGUGCCUUGUAUGCGGCAAAUAUUUCCCCAGCCAAAGCAGUGCGGCGAGGCACCAGAAGUAUCACUCUGGGGUCCGGCCUCAUAGGUGCACCUAUUGUGGAAAAGCUUUUUCUGCUUCCUUCAGUUUACGGCUCCAUCUUAGAAUACACACAGGGGAGCGUCCUUUCCCCUGCUUGGACUGUGGCAAAAAGUUUCGACAAGCUGCCCACUUGAGAGAGCACCGCCGAAUUCACACAAGGGAAAGGCCCCAUCGCUGCCAGGACUGUGGCAUGUCAUUUGUCCAGUCCCUGCAUCUUGCAGAGCACAGACACAUCCACGCGGGAGAGAGACCGCACUUGUGUACGGACUGUGGCAAGAGGUUCAAGUCUCUAUCUAAUCUGCGGAGCCAUCUAAAAACUCAUCGGAGCCUGGCUCAGCCGCAGCAAACCAUCAUGUGCACAGAGCUGGGACAGACCAUAGCCAUCAUUGAGAGCGUGGAGCCGCUCCCCUUAGCGGAAACCAUCGAAAUCUAUCAGGCCGCCCUGGAGGGUAACUUACAGGUGGAAGAUGUGACCAUCUAGAGCUCCUCUCCACUCUCUGUAUAUAGCAGCAUUUUUUCUGUUAUGUUAAUGUUAUGGACGGUAUUAAUGCUUAAUAUAAAAGGACUAGAUUUAUAAAUGGUUGUCACGUCUUCCCUAACUUAACACCAGUGGAAGAGCUUGCGCUCAACAGCCUGCCCCAUAUUCAGAUUGAUGGCACUGUGCUGUACACAGGCACACUGCAGGUAAGGGGCAUACUUUAUACUGCAGCUCUGCCACACUCCUGUGAUUGGGGCUAAGCUGCAAUAUCAGACACAACCUGUGUACGAGAGUGGCGCUGCUGUGCUCGUCUCCUCCGAUACCGCCCUGUAAUGAACCUAGUGUACAUGUUCUUGGGUAUACAGUCCAAUUUAGCAGCAUAGGAUGUGACAUUUCCCAAAAGUGCAUGUCCGAAGGGGGAUAUGGAUUACUCGGAAUAUACAGUGUGAAUGUGGGCAUCUCCAUGGCCACGGAGGAUGGUGUGUAUCCCUGGGACAUGCAUGCCCGGUCUGGUAAGCUUCUGUGUGUCCAAUGUAGGAGGGUUAAAUCUCAGAUCUGACAGACUGGACGGCUCAGAGGGGGUGUACAG